Messenger RNA from Durio zibethinus, 3317 nucleotides. RefSeq names its product G-type lectin S-receptor-like serine/threonine-protein kinase At4g27290. NCBI's taxonomy places the organism in Eukaryota, Viridiplantae, Streptophyta, Magnoliopsida, Malvales, Malvaceae. Gene Ontology annotation, molecular function: protein serine/threonine kinase activity; ATP binding. The record is from RefSeq and is a predicted model, not a curated record. Gene Ontology annotation, biological process: recognition of pollen; protein phosphorylation.
UUCAUCUCUGUUUGUAAUGAAAGAAUAAUGCAAGUCUCAACCUCUAGGAAAUGUUAAUCUUCUUUUCAUAUCCAUAUUUGUCUCAAGUUUCAAGCCUAUGACCAUGAAAAUCCAUGGAGAUUAGUAUUUUUCUUUUAAUGUUUGUUUACUUUGAAAGGUCAAGAUAGGCUGCUGUCCAUAACAGCUGCCCAACCAAAUGACUUUGGACGAGAAAAACUGAGUUAGACUUUGACUAUUGGCUGCAAUGCUUUUCUAACUGAGCAUUAAAAUGGAUAUUCCAAGUAAUGUCAUGCUUAUUUAUUUAUUUGUUUAUUUUUUUUAUCAAAAUUGAUCAAAAAUCGUGACAAAAAGGGCCUAUGAGGGUGUUCCUCUUUUUUGGCUGGCUUCACUUUCCUAAUCCCUACCUGAAUUUAAAAAUAAUGCAUGCUUAGAAAACCUACGGAAAGCUCUAAUGGAGCUUGUUUUGUGCUUGUUUUUGUUCUUUUCUAUUACAGGAACCUCUGCACAAGACAGUAUUAUUCCGGGACAGUCCAUAAAAGAUGGUGAGACUCUUAUAUCAGCUGGUGGAAGCUUUGAACUGGGAUUUUUUAGUCCUGGAAGUUCGAAGAACAGAUAUGUAGGAAUAUGGUACAAGAAAGUAUCUGCUGGCACUGUUGUUUGGGUUGCCAACAGGGAAGCUCCUGUUUCUGAUACGUCAGGAGUUCUAAGUAUCACCAGUAAAGGAAUUCUUGCUCUUCUGAAUAGCAACAAUAGUCUUGUUUGGUCUUCAAAUACAUCGAAAACUGCACAGAAUCCAGUAGCACAGCUCCUGGAGACAGGAAAUCUUGUAGUGAAAGAAAGAAAUGAUAACAACUUAGAGACCAUUUUGUGGGAAAGUUUUGAUCAUCCUUGCGAUAACUUUUUAGCUGGAAUGAAGAUUGGGAGAAACUUUAUCACUGGUUUUGAGAGGUAUAUAUCAUCCUGGAAAAGUGCAGAAGAUCCUGCUCCUGGGCAGUAUUGUUUAAGGAUUGAUCCUCGUGGAUAUCCACAAUUAAUUCUUAAGGAAGGAUCAGAAAUAGUGUUUAGAGCAGGGUCAUGGGAUGGUCUUUAUUUUUCAGGGAAGCCUGGUCUUGAACAAAAUUCAGUAUAUACAUAUGACUUUGUCUUGAAUAACAAUGAGGUAUAUUACAAAUACGAGCACCGAAACAGUUCAUUUGUUUCAAGGUAUGCAUUGAAUCCACUAGGUUCUAUACAGCGUUUCAUGUGGAUUGAGAGGAAAAAUGAUUGGAAGAUUUUUUCGACAGCUCAAGCAGAUCAAUGUGCAAUCUAUAACUUUUGUGGGGCAUAUGCUACCUGCACAACCAAUAAGUCUCCUCCAUGUACAUGCCUGGAAGGCUUCAUGCCAAGGUCAUCGACUUCCAGAGAUUCGACUUCUGUAGAUUGGUCUGAUGGAUGUAUUAGGAGGACACCCUUGGUUUGCGAUGGUAAAGAUAGCUUUUUAAAGCACACCGGGAUAAAAUUCCCUGACACGUCGGGUUCUUGGUUUAACAACAGCAUGAACCUCCAAGACUGUGAGGAAUUAUGUUUGAGAACUUGCUCUUGCACAGCAUAUGCAAAUUUGGAUAUUUUGAAAGGAACAGGAUGCUUAAUCUGGUUUAAUGAUCUGACUGACAUGACAGAAUUCACCGAGGAGGGACAAGAUCUCUAUAUUCGGCUUGCUGUUUCGGAGCUAGAUCGGGUUCAAAGCAAAAGGAAGUCAAAGGAAAAGCUUAAAGCAGCAAUUAUAUCCAUCGCCAUUGUAAUUGCUACGGGAUUGAUGAUACUGGUAUUCGUGUUGCAUGUGAGGAAGAAAAAGCAAGUUGAAGAGAAGGAAGAGAUGGAAUUGCCUGUGUUUGAUUUUGCAGCCAUAGCCAAUGCAACAAAUAACUUCUCAAAAAACAACCAGCUGGGGUGCGGUGGCUUUGGUCCUGUGUACAAGGGUAUGUUGGUAGGGGGGCAAGAAAUAGCAGUGAAAAGACUUUCAAAGAAUUCUGGACAAGGCCUUGAAGAGUUCAAAAAUGAAGUUACACUGAUCGCCAAACUUCAGCAUCGAAAUCUUGUGAAGAUUUUUGGUUGUUGCAUUAAGGGAGAGGAGAGGAUGUUAAUCUAUGAAUACAUGCCAAACAAAAGUUUGGACUACUUUAUUUUCGAUAAAACAAGAAGCAAAGUUCUUGACUGGCAUAGGCGCAUGCACAUUGUUGAUGGAAUUGCUCGAGGGCUUCUUUAUCUUCACCAUGACUCUAGAUUGAGGAUUAUCCAUAGAGAUCUUAAAACAAGUAAUAUUUUACUAGAUAAUAGUAUGAAUCCAAAGAUUUCGGACUUCGGAUUGGCUAGGAUGUUUGGUGGAGAUCAGACUGAGGCCAAGACUAAAAGAGUGGUUGGAACAUAUGGCUACAUGUCUCCAGAGUAUGCCUUUGAUGGACAUUUCUCACCAAAAUCUGACGUCUUCAGCUUUGGAGUAUUGGUUCUAGAGAUGGUAACUGGGAAGCGAAACAGGGGAUUUUCAGAUCCAGAUCAUGACCACAAUCUCCUUGGACAUGCAUGGAGAUUGUGGAUUGAAGAGAGGCCAUUAGAACUAAUUGACAAUGCAUUAGGCGACUUUUACAAUGCAGCUGAAGUGUUGAGAUGCAUCAAUGUAGCUCUCUUAUGUCUGCAACAGCGCCCUGAAGACAGACCAAACAUGUCAUUAGUGCUUGUAAUGUUGUGUGGCGAGAGUACAUUGCCUCAUCCAAAGCAGCCUGGGUUUUUCUUGGAAAGGAAUCUGCCACCAGCUGAGUCUGCAUUCGGCAAGCAGGAAUCGUCCUCACUCAAUGAAUCUGCCAUUACAGUGUUAGAGCCACGCUAAAAGAUCAUCAUGUAACAAACUGAUACUAAUUCUUAGGAGGAUUCUUAGGCAUAAAGGAAAACAUUUAAACAUUUCACAAUAAAUGGCAAUGAUUUCUUUUCAUGACUUGUCUCAUUUUUCUCCUUUUGGUUGGUAGUUGUCUGAUUUUGCUAUCAAUGAAGUUCUACAGAAGUGGGAAUUCUUGUUCCAACAUGUGACCUAGCUAGAUGUUAACUUCUUUCAUCUUCCAUCUUUCACUAUAAUUCAAGAUUCUCUAGAAAAAGAGAUUGAAUUGUUAGUGUCAGCAUCACCCAAUGAAAUUUUCAGAAUUCCAUGUUUUCAUUGUUAAACAUUUCUUGAAUUCAUUUCAAAUUGUAGAGUAGGCCUAAAUCCACCUCAGACUUCAUUAAAUUCAAUGUGUGAAUGGUUAAAUGUUUAAUUGACUUAUCCCAUUCAAGGUUCUCUGAUGUUUAAU